This is a messenger RNA of Recurvomyces mirabilis, 1611 nucleotides long. RefSeq lists its product as uncharacterized. Gene Ontology annotation, biological process: carbohydrate metabolic process. Gene Ontology annotation, molecular function: hydrolase activity, hydrolyzing O-glycosyl compounds. The transcript is spliced from 2 exons. Bases 1 to 1611 code for a protein of 536 amino acids. Lineage: Eukaryota; Fungi; Ascomycota; Dothideomycetes; Mycosphaerellales; Teratosphaeriaceae. The record is from RefSeq and is a predicted model, not a curated record.
AUGGCUGCCAUGCUUGUAUUGUUGCCAGCGCUUCUCAGCGUUGGCAUGGCCAACCCGUUCCCGCGAGCACCUUUGGUCAUCAACAACCCUGUACUAUAUCAGGACUUGGCCGACUUGGAUCCUUUCCGAGUCAACGAUACCUUCUAUUACUCAGCAUCUAGUAUGCACUUCUCCCCUGGUGCCCCCCUGCUUAGGUCAUACAAUCUGGCAGACUGGGAAUACGUGGGUAAUUCUGUUCCGUCUCUCGACUUCGGAAGUCCGGCAUACAGCCUUGAUGAUGGCAUGCGGGCAUACGCGCGUGGCGUGUGGGCAAGCGCGAUUAGAUAUCGGCAGAGCAACGGCUUGUGGUACUGGAUCGGUUGCGUCGACUUCAAUAGCACCUACUUCUACACCGCCGAGAACCCCACGGGCCCAUGGGAACAACGCAAUGUUGUCGGACAAUGCUUGUACGAUUGCGGCCUUUUGAUCGAUGAUGACGAUACGAUGUACGUCUCUCACGGAUCGACCAACCUGAGUGUUGCACAACUCACACCAGAUGGCCUCGACAUCGCAAAGGAUCAGGUAGUGUUUAACUACACGGCCUAUAUCGAAGGCUCGAGAAUGUACAAGCGUAAAGACAACUACUACAUCCUGACGGUGGAGCCGGUCGUCGGCGAAUAUGUGCUCAAGUCAGACAAUCCGUUCGGGCCAUACGAAUUUGGUGUGAUGCUGAACGAGACCAAGUCGCCUUCUGGACUAGCAGGUGGAGAUGUACCUCACCAAGGUGGCAUCGUCGAUACACCAGAUGGAGACUGGUACUACAUGUCAUUCGUGGAUGUUUGCGGAGACUCCUGCGGCCGUGUGCCUGUCAUUGCGCCUUUCACAUGGGGGGACGAUGGCUUCCCGAAGCUAGAGCUCGCUGCUAAUAACACGUGGCCCGAGACAGUACCUGUACCGGUGCAGAGCCCAUCGAAAUCGGAGGAUACCAUCCAGACUGGGCCUAGAGCUUUCCAAAGCGCUUUCGGUGAAGGCCUUGCGCCUGAAUAUCAGUGGAAUCACAACCCAGACAACAGCAAAUGGUCGCUCCACGAAGACGGUGUCUGUCUGGAAACGGCCUCCGUCACAGAUGACCUGUACCAGGCCAAGAACACAUUGACCCAUCGGAUCAUUGGUCCCCAGUCCCAGGCCACCAUCGAGCUCGACAUCUCUAGCAUGCAAGAUGGCGAUCGUACAGGUCUCAGCAUGUUUCGUGAUGUAUCGGCAUGGAUUGGCGUAAAGAAAGAUGGUUCUCGCCUGACACUCGCCAUGCAUACAAAUCUUACCAUGAAUGGCACGGACAAUUGGGCCACGAUUAACAAGGGCGUAGAAGAUGCUACGCAUAAGCUUCCUCAACACACGAGCUGCAUCUGGCUACAGACGACGGGAGACUUCCGAUCCCCACCGACUGGCAGCCUCGAGACAUCUUUUGCGUAUAGCGUGGAUGGAAAGAGCUUCACCUCUUUUGGUGAUCGCUUCAAGCUAGCGACCGACUGGCAGUUCUUCCAGGGUUAUCGAUUCGCGGUGUUCAAUUACGCAAGAAAGUCUCUUGGUGGGUGGGUGACGUUGAAGAGUCUCAGUAUUGACCUAGUGUAG